AACAUCAUAGAGGUGGAUAGAAAUGCACUUGCAGUGAAAACAAAAUUGUCAAGACCUAGAGAAAGCCAUAAUAUAUUUGCCAAGAACAAGCCUUCUCUUAGUAAAUUAGGCAUGAGUCAGCAAUCAAGCAACAGCUCCAAAUCCAAAGAUGAUCUGGUUGGGUAUGAUGGCCUUGGAGGCCAUCACAAGGUAGACGAAUUUCCUAAACCAAAGAUGGCAUUUAUGAAGAAAAAGACAGGGGUCAAAGUCAUCACAAAAAGAGGCUCUAAACAAACAACGCUAAUAGUUGUGUUUCCUGUUGAUGAUGGUGUUUCUGUGAAGUCCAUAGCCCAUGUCUCCAGCCGCUUCCAGGAAGCGCAAACAGCCAUUUGAAGUGCCUCUUCCUCCUGAUGAGCAAACUAGGAGUUCUGGUCAGCAGAUUGCAAGCAUAAUGUGUCCUUUCUCUUCAUCAUAUGCUUUGUCAUCCUUUCUGUCUCUUGAGACUCUUGUCCCUCCCAUACACAGAAGAGGAAGAAUGGGAGAUCCUAGAAUUUUCUUAAGAAGUCCAAGAUGUCAUCUCAGGCCUCUUUGGAGUGUCAGACCAUUCUUGGUGCAAGCAUCACUUGUAUGCAAGUUCUAGUCUACAGAGAACAAGGAUUUGACUAUGAAAAUCUGGCUAUAAAGACAGGUGCAGGGGCAUUUUCAGCCAAUUAGCACCAUAGAAUGAUAAAGAGUCUUCCUGUGAACAUACACUACACACUUUCUCACAUGUUACAGCUAUGCUAAAUGCUAAUAUAAAGGAAAGUGUGGUAUGGAUGAGUGUUGCUGUUUCAUCAGCAUCAUUUAGUGCUUGUGAAGAACAAAAUAAAAUUAUGAGCAAAUAUAUUGGACAGUUGGCUUGAAAGUCAAGAUGUGGGUUAAAUAUACAAUAGCAAUAACAAAGAUUCUCAACUUUGAGUGGGGCUAACCAGAAGGAUUUGAUUUCAAUAAAAAAAUUGCUUAUUCAUUAGUUAAAGCAUUGUAAAACCUUGAGAAAGUUAAUUUGCUGAUUGACAAAAUAUUUUUUUAGUGCUUUAUUGCAUUCUUUACACAAAGCUGCAUGUAAAUUGUUAAAAGAAAUUUUAUCAGAAUCUUCAACACUUUAUCCAUUAAUUUUUUAAGGAUUAGCAGUUGUAAUAAUACAGUAUGUAUCUAAUUUCAUUAAGAAUGAGCCCUUGGGGGGUAAAAUUGGUCUGUUUAACUUUUCAAAAUUAUAACAAUAGUACAGAUUGACUUUUACAUGGUGUGAUUAAUUUGGUCUUGUCUGUGAUGUGUAGUUUUCUGUAUUUUACAUAUGGUUGUUCUAAAAAACAAAUAUUUGUUGUUAGUACAUACUUAAAUAUUUCCACACCAGGUACUGCUCUUGAAAAUUGUCAUUCACUUUUUUUUUUUUUCUCCCAGUCAACUUAUGUACUUUGUCAAUAAACAGGCAUUUGUCCAUUGCACUUCAAGAUAUGUUUUGCCGAUUAUUUUUAGCAGCAGUUAGUUGAGAGGAGAGCAAUUUAUCAUGAGCCACAGCUGUAAGGACUGUCACACUGCAGUCAAGGUACCGUAGUUUUUCACUACGCGUUUACAGUAGGUGUGGUAUUUAUGACCAAGUUAUAAAAUCUUUAAAGACGAGUCUCGUGCAUUCAUGUACAGGUUUUUGUUGCUUUACCUGAACAGUUAAGAUGUUUUCCUCAUUGCAAUGCUUAGUUCCAUAUUUUCAAAUAUGUAGCUACAGUUUGGGUCCAAGUUACAAAGUGCUAAUAUGGUUUCAGUUGAGCAUAUCGUCAUUAUUUUAACAUCAGCUAAAAAGUUAUUGGGAGGGGUUAUAGUUUUGUCAUGCUUAUUCAUCUCAUUCUUUGUUAUAUGUUGCUGAGUGUAGUUAUUUAAAUUAAUGUGUUGUACAGCCUAGCCCUUUGGAGUUUAAAGAGUUUAGUUACGUGCUUACAAUAAUUAAGAGUUGACAGACCUCCCUAAUUUUGUUGAACUCUACUCUAGUAUACUGAGAGCUAAAUUAUUGUAUUAUAUAUAAUCUGUAAAUACCUUCCUAACUAAAUAUAUCUUUAGUGAAAGAAUUCCACUUUAAACCGACCCCUCAGUUUAGUCCAUAACAUUUAUACCUUAUGAGAAAUCACUUACUAAUUAGAUUUUCAUCAAGUGAACAGAUAAAUUGGCAAAUAAAUACUACAUAAAUCACUAUAAGGGAAAAUAACUCUAACAGAAGUUU
This is a messenger RNA of Macrobrachium nipponense, 2230 nucleotides long. RefSeq names its product E3 ubiquitin-protein ligase TRAIP-like. Gene Ontology annotation, molecular function: ubiquitin protein ligase activity. Gene Ontology annotation, cellular component: nucleus; site of DNA damage. The record is from RefSeq and is a predicted model, not a curated record. NCBI's taxonomy places the organism in Eukaryota, Metazoa, Arthropoda, Malacostraca, Decapoda, Palaemonidae. Gene Ontology annotation, biological process: protein ubiquitination; replication fork processing.